UCUGAGUAGCAGAGAAAUUUCAUAAGAACGUCGUUACGCCACGUGGUCCCCUCCAUGGCCGUUACCUUCCUCUGAUAUACCAAACACUCCCACUUAGAGAGGGAGCCACUGCUUCUUUUCAGCACAGUCAAACUCAGAUCUCAAACCUCUCUUUCCAUGGAAGCAGCAUCUCCAAGGCUCGUCAACUGCGGACCCAAACCAACCCGAUUCUCCGUCUCCUCCCGCCGCUCCUUCGUCUCCACGAUCCCUCACCGUAAUCUCUCUCGGCGGAUCCUAGCCGUCGCUACUGAUCCCAAACCUACACAGACCCCCACCGUCAACGGAUCUUCUUCAUCGUCAAAAGGAGUCAACAACAAUGUCUCCACGAGAGUCAAGGACGUAUCGAAAGAGAUUAAGAGAGUGAGAGCUCAAAUGGAAGAAGACGAGCAGUUGUCUGUGUUAAUGAGAGGCCUUCGUGGCCAGAACUUGAAUGAUUCCGUUUUCGCGGAUGAUAGUAUUCAGCUAAGGCUUGUAGAGACUGGUGAGAGCAGUGAGUUCUUGCCUUUGGUAUAUGAUCCGGCUACCAUCUCUGCUUACUGGGGGAAACGGCCUCGUGCUGUUGCUAGUCGAGUUAUCCAGUUGCUCUCUGUCGCUGGCGGCUUUCUCUCCCGUCUUGCAGUCGAUGUAAUCAACAAGAAAGUCAAAGAGAAUGAGGUUUCUAGGGCGAUUGAAUUGAGGGAAAUUGUUACUUCACUGGGUCCAGCUUACAUUAAACUUGGGCAAGCUUUGAGUAUUCGACCAGAUAUCUUGUCUCCUGCUGCAAUGACAGAACUUCAGAAGCUUUGUGACAAGGUCCCUUCAUUUCCUGAUGAUGUAGCAAUGGCUCUUCUCGAGGAGGAGCUGGGGAAGCCGUGGCAGGAAAUUUACUCAGAGCUCUCUCCUUCCCCAAUCGCUGCCGCGUCUCUGGGGCAAGUGUAUAAGGGAAGAUUAAAGGAUAACGGGGAUCUGGUGGCAGUGAAAGUACAGAGGCCUUUUGUUCUUGAGACUGUAACUGUUGACUUGUUUGUGAUUCGGAAUUUGGGUCUGUUUCUGCGGAAGUUCCCUCAGGUGUCAGUAGACGUUGUUGGACUGGUUGAUGAAUGGGCUGCUCGCUUUUUUGAGGAGCUGGAUUAUGUUAACGAGGGAGAAAAUGGUACAUAUUUUGCAGAAAUGAUGAAGAAAGAUCUCCCACAAGUUGUUGUACCAAAAACUUACGAGAAAUACACGUCAAGGAAGGUUCUUACAACACAAUGGAUUGAUGGCGAAAAACUGUCACAAAGUAUGGAGAAUGACGUUGGAGAGCUUGUGAAUGUUGGCGUUAUUUGUUACCUAAAGCAGUUGCUUGAUACUGGCUUUUUCCAUGCUGACCCUCAUCCUGGAAAUAUGAUCCGUACCCCAGACGGAAAGCUUGCCAUCCUUGAUUUUGGUCUUGUUACGAAGUUGACUGAUGAUCAGAAGUAUGGGAUGAUUGAAGCCAUUGCACACUUAAUUCACAGAGAUUAUGAUGCCAUAGUAAAAGAUUUUGUCAAACUUGGUUUCAUACCUGAUGGGGUCAAUCUGGCACCUAUAUUACCUGUCCUGGCCAAGGUUUUUGACCAGGCACUUGAAGGUGGAGGAGCUAAAAACAUCAACUUUCAGGAGUUGGCUGCAGAUUUGGCGCAGAUAACUUUUGACUAUCCUUUCAGAAUCCCUCCUUAUUUCGCCCUUAUAAUUAGAGCAAUUGGUGUGCUCGAAGGGAUAGCUCUAGUGGGGAAUCCUGAAUUUGCUAUUGUGGACGAGGCUUAUCCUUAUAUCGCUCAGAGGCUCCUGACCGAUGAAUCUCCUCGCCUGAGGGAGGCUUUACGCUACACAAUAUAUGGGAAGACUGGCGUUUUUGAUGCUGAGAGAUUCAUCGAUGUGAUGCAAGCCUUUGAGACUUUCAUUACAGCAGCCAAAAGUGGAGGAGGAGAAGAUAUGAAUGGGGGCAUGGCUGAGCUGGCUCUUCUGCAAAACCAGACAAGCAGUCGGGUUCCUAUGUUUCCAGCCAGUGCAUCCCAACCAAACCAGCCAGCUCAAACGCGAGUCGCUUUGUCUUUUCUGCUUUCCGAGAAAGGAAACUUCUUCCGCGAGUUUCUACUGGAUGAGAUAGUAAAAGGCAUCGAUGCAAUCACAAGAGAACAGCUGGUGCAAGCAAUGGCGGUCUUUGGAUUCAGAAACGCACCACCAAUUUUCGGUAUGGUACCUUCACUAGGACCUUUCAGACCUGCAGGACUUCUUCCAUCUGUAACAGAAGAAGACAAAGUCAUCUUGAACAAUGUUCAGAAAGUAAUCGAGUUCCUUACUGGAAGAAGCUCCAUGUCGAAUAAUCCCAAUCAGGUAGUAGAUGUAACUCAAGUGGUUCGGGAACUGCUUCCUGUUUUGCCUGGAAUCUCUGUGACAGUAUUGCCGGAUAUUAUGAGUCGGCUUGGGUCAAGAGUAAUGGCUAGAAUAGUUCGAGAUACCUUUUUGUAAAUACUGUUGAGCUUUAGUAUAAUUGUGCCUAUAAGUUGCAUUCUAAAGUACCUAAAAAGAUAUACUAGGAUGAUACCCGCGUUGAAACGCGGUUUUUUUUUAACUUAACCAAUAAAAAUUAUGUAUUAUAUACAAUAGAUUUGUUGUAUUAUUUAAUUUAUUUUAUUUUUAAUUUAA
Messenger RNA from Brassica napus (rape), 2685 nucleotides. RefSeq lists its product as uncharacterized. NCBI's taxonomy places the organism in Eukaryota, Viridiplantae, Streptophyta, Magnoliopsida, Brassicales, Brassicaceae. Bases 157 to 2508 code for a protein of 783 amino acids. Gene Ontology annotation, biological process: protein phosphorylation. Gene Ontology annotation, cellular component: chloroplast. Gene Ontology annotation, molecular function: ATP binding; protein kinase activity. The transcript is spliced from 13 exons. The record is from RefSeq and is a predicted model, not a curated record.